Fonsecaea erecta is the source of this 1599-nucleotide messenger RNA. RefSeq lists its product as hypothetical. NCBI's taxonomy places the organism in Eukaryota, Fungi, Ascomycota, Eurotiomycetes, Chaetothyriales, Herpotrichiellaceae. The record is from RefSeq and is a predicted model, not a curated record. The transcript has a single exon. Bases 1 to 1599 code for a protein of 532 amino acids.
AUGAGCACGGAUCUAGACCUGUCAUCUUCCAGCCUCCCGUCUCGAUCGCCGUCACCCUCCCCGAAUCUCCUCGCGACCCCUGACUCUUCUACACUCUUAUCCCACCGAUCCUUCUCGGGCGUCUCGACGGUCUCGAGCCGGUCCUCGUACUCCAAUGGCUCGACAACUUCUCGAACCAGCACAUAUUCUCGUCGACGGGGUUACAUACGUCCUCAGGGAGGAUCGUUUGCCGAAUCGGCCAAGAAUCGUGAGAGUGUCAUGAGCCUCGGCAGUAUCGCCCACCUGCAAUACUAUUUCGCUCGAACGGGAUUGUUGGAUGGCAAAGGAGGCCAGAUGGCGAAAAAGAAACAGAAUGGAGAAUAUGAUAUCCCAAAGCUCUCGUUAACUGCAAAUCAAGAGCUGGUUGAAUCUCCAAUCGAGGAUGAGUCUCAGGCCAACUGGGACGCUGUGCCGGAGGAUGGCACGGACGUCAUGUUACCUCCAACUGUAUCAACGUACAGUCACCGGUCGACAUAUGUAGCCCCACCUCCGGAUCAGAAAACUAUGAAAAAAGAACUGGUGGAAGCUUUGGAGAACGCAUUACAAGCUGUCGAAUCCUGUGAAGGCCCGACCACUGGAAAUUCUGAAGAUCAGACACAAGGAUUCUACGAGAUCCAAGGGUUGCAUGUCCUUGAUACCGCCACUCAAGCGAUUCGAGCCGCAAGACUUUAUUACACUCUGCACCCCAAUCCCCAGAGAUUGAACUCCAUAAGAUCCGAUCAGGAAUUGCGGAGAGAUCUCUACUCCGUGCUGGAUGUACUGAAGAAAUGUGCCUCUCGAAACUUCGCGGGCGGUUUCCGUGAGGAUGAAAGACUUGCAGUGCUGGUCUGGGUCAGUGAUGUCGGCAUGAUGAUAGACCAAGAGGCAAAACUGGAGGAGGCCGACAGGACCGAAAGGAGAGACUGGCACUGGAUGGACGAUGCCAAGUGGAUUGAUCGAGAGCAGGAAAGAGAUAUUAACUUCCUCAACUUCCUGCUUCACGGGAUCGGUCAAGGCCCAUCCCCUGAGAAAGCCGAUGUGAAUCCAGAAUUCUUCCGCAAUCUGGCUGACGGCAAGGAUCUGGUGAAGAUGCAUAACGCUGCAGUCAAACGGUCCAAGAGGCAAUUUGACUAUAUCAAAUCCUUCCACGAAGACGUCGCGAAACCGUACCGGCGUGCUGACAACCUUCGAUACUGGCUCAAGGCUGCGGAGUUAAGGUGGGAGCUCAAGCUUCAGCUCGACGUGAUGGCUGUCGCGAAUCAGGUCAGCGACAGCACCGUGUGGUCUUCUUUCGAGGACGUUGUUCGACAAUGGAGCCGAGGAGUCCGAGCCGAGCUUACCAAAGAUUGGAACGGGGAAGAAGAACGCAAACUGCAUGCCCGUGCAAGAAGCCUGGCGAUGGCGAGUCCGCUGUCAAGCCCAUCGAGAAAGAACUCACCCGCUCCGCCUCUCCCAAGUCCCUUGAAAACAGUGAUCGUCCCAAGUCCUCUGCGGAGCCCAUCGAAAGAUUCGGCAGCAUCCGAUGAUCUAGAAAGCCCGACCCCGAAACCAACGUCCACCUUGUGCGGUGAAGUACUCUAA